Messenger RNA from Stegodyphus dumicola, 1995 nucleotides. RefSeq lists its product as uncharacterized. The record is from RefSeq and is a predicted model, not a curated record. NCBI's taxonomy places the organism in Eukaryota, Metazoa, Arthropoda, Arachnida, Araneae, Eresidae.
UGUUCUCAGUUCGUCGAGCUACAUGCGGUCAGUUGAAAAACUUCAAUUCAUUGAGCUACUUGCUUGUGAUCAGUUGGAAAGCUACAGUUCAUCGAGCUGCUUGCGAUCAGUUGAAAAGCUUCAAUAUGAGCGAAUUUUUGAAUAAUAGUUUGCAGUUGCCUUUCACUGAAAAGGUCCAGCACGACUUCUCUUGCUAUGUUUACCUGGGACUCGGCUGGGGCAGUUUCCCUCAAGAGAGAAUACUCAACAUAAUCAUAGCCCAAGAAGGCUACGAGGCACAUAAAGUAAUACAAUAUGGCGUUUAUUGGACCCACUUGUACAUACGAUUUAAAGAUGGAGUUUCUGCCUCAAAAUCAGUUGCAUCUUUUCAGCAAAUGGAAAGAAUAUUCAAUGCCGUAAUCGUCAAAAAUCUACUUUCUGCAUUGCACAGUAUUGAGCUAAAGAAAAUCCUUCGCCCAUCCAAUCAUCACCUUUAUUAUCAGCCAACCAUCGCCCGGAUUGAUGCCGUAGACAAAGAAGAAAGCCUUCGUACGCCCGUAAAUGGGCAAAUUCUUCAGAUUAUACAGCGAAAGUUUGGGUAUCCUGUGAUUAGAUAUUCCAUGGAAAACGAAGUUACAGUAUCGAAACUUGAAUUCUCGACAAUGGCUGAAGCUGUUGGUGCUACUAUUGCUUUUGGUCUAUGGUCUAAAGGCUAUGAAACUUUUCCUAAUCGUUUUUACCACAAGAUAAGAAUUUUUAUGAGAAGGAAGGAGGCUAACCUCAUCCAAGGAAUCUGCGCUGCUCGGGGAAUUCCUCCUGCCACCAUUAAGCUGGAUUAUUUCUUGAGUCAUAAUAUAGUUAAUGAAGCCUGGAGAUGCAUGUGUGGCACUUAUUACCCAAGACCACAAGAUUCAUUUUCUCGAAUGAAUUCCAGUUUUGUAUUUGAGGAGCAAGUGCAAGAUGAUAGUUUUGAAAACGGGCUGAUCGGCGCAGAAUGUCAGAUUUCAGAAGCGGAAAUCGUCAAUGAUAGCUAUCCAAGUUUUUUUGAACGAAGGAAUUUGAGCUUAGAAUAUCCAUUCAUUAACAGUGAAUAUGGUGUCGGUUCGGUAUUUUCUGAUACUUCAGAUUUUCCUGGUUCUGAUAGUACUUCUUUGGAGCGUGCUCACCAGUAUGCAUAUUUCUCACGAAAUAUACCCUUCCUUGAGAAAGAGGUAAGGCCUACAACCAAUAUUCCCCGAGAAGUAGCUAUAAGUAACGAACCGUUAAAUUUCGAGCAUCCGUCUUUACCGCAAAAUCAGGUGAAACAGGAAAACUCUCACGUUUGUCAAUUUGCUCCAAAGACUGAUGUUUUACCGUCUACCAGUAUUCGUCCUCCACGUAUGUGCCAGGAUAACUUACAUAAUACCAGAUCGGUUGAUAACAAAAAACAUAGAAGAAAUUUUGAUAGAAGGAAUAGAGGCGUUGGAAAAGAGAAGUCCUGUACUUGAAAUUUUACUCUUCUUCUAUACCGAAAAAGUAAACUCGUAAGACUGUCUGAUACAAGAUCGUUUCAUCUUGAUCUGGCAUGCAUAAAAGAACUGUUGGAAUUCUCCUUUUGGCUUGCAUUCCAAACAGUAUUGUUGGAAUAAAAUUCUGACUUGCCAUGUAAGACUAAUGUUGGAAUGCAAGAUCUUUUAAUCUGUCUUCUAGGAACAGGAAGCGCUCCAAACUGAACUGAUUCGUUUAUUUUAUAAUUCCAAGAUAUUGACCUUCAUUCAGUGAUGAUGUAAUAUUAGAAUAUAUAACAUUUACUUGCGUAAAUUUUCUGUCGUAAAAGAAGUCUAGUGCGAAUGUUAUACAUUUAUGAAAUGACAUUUGAAAAAAAGAUUGUUUUUAGUUUGCACGGUAGAGAAUGGUCAUCCAUUUUUAUUUCGUUUAUUGAUUGCUUUUAUAAGAAUUGUUGUUUUAGAACUUGAGAUUUUGCUUUUCAUUGGACAUUUACUCGAAAAAUAAAAUUCGAAUUUUAAUGUUUUGUCA